UGUGUCUUGACCGUAUUUGUGGCAGUAUGGCUCAGCAGCCCUGUGAGGGACCCACCACCUCGCUCUUAACACUUUGACUUUCGUGCAGAGGUCCCAGUACGGUCAGCAGCGAGGAGGGGACCAGGGUGAUCCGUAGCCCUACAAGGUAGUGCCCACCCAUGGGACCUUUGCACACAGGCACCAACACGACUUAAAGUUUCGAAAGCAUUUCGAAUCCUACUAUUCAUAUGCCUCUUCGCCCCCAGGUAAGGAGCUCUUGAUUUCAGUCCUAUCGAAACACCUGUUGCGAAAUUUCCCUGAUACGAGUACUCUGUCCGAGACCGUGAAUGGAAGCCCAGUCUGGUCGGCCAAGAGCAAAGAGAGAAAGCAUAUAUAUGCAUCGACGACCUCCCCUCGAUCCUUCAACUUAAUAAUAUACCAGUAUAAGGUCAUCCAUCUCACCCCUCGGGCAACUUGCAGCAGUUAUGGCCGUUGAUACCGAAGCAAUCUUCUCCAUCACACCCCCGCCCAGCGAGUUUGACGAAUUCGACAAAACCGGCUUACUGAAUUGUUGCUCACCUUCCCUCCCGGCCUUUACUUAUCCAUCGCCUGCUCCAUCGAGCAGUCACGGACACACUGCGUCGGUGUCCUCCGACUCUCUAUUCAUGUUGCCCGGAAUAUCUAUGUCUGAGCCCCAAUCUCACGACCUGCAGCAUCUAUCAUCUUUUGACGACAAUCCGUCUGAUUCAGCCUCCUUUUUCCCAGUGCCAACGGUUGGCGAUCCUUCUGGCAUGGCUCACUAUACUGCUGCUGCGACCAGCAAUUCCACCGCGACCGCCAACACCCCCUACAACAUGUAUGAACAAUCAGGUCACUGGUACCAGUUCCCCAACUACUCCCAACCCACACCCAUGAUGCCCUACGAAACCACCACAACCACGCACACACAGUUCAACAACCCAUUUGAGCACCAUUCAAGUCAUCACUCCAUGGCCAACAUCAUCCCCCCGACUCCCCAGGACAUGCACCCAUCAUUCGAUUUCAAUGCGGCGCCUCUCCCCUCCAACGCCCACCUGAUCGCUUCACCAUCCUUCUCCGUCGUCUCACGUCCAAGCCGCAGCAGCCUGUCGUCGCUGUCGAGAUCAUGCAGUCCCAUCCCCUCGCUCACAAGAGGUCUGUCAUUAGAGUCGUCAAGUUUCCGCCCGCAGAUGCGCUCCCACUCCAACUCCUCCAGCACGUCCCUGCAUCAGUACGGCAUCCCCGUGAUGGAGCAGCAUCCACCGUCAAUGAUCUCGACCGCCAGCCUCACACCAUCAUCCGGCGGCGCAACCACGCAAGCCUGGCGCUGCGCAUAUCCCGGCUGCACAUCGCGCGCAACCUUCACCCGCGGCUGUGACCUGCGCAAGCACUAUAAUCGCCACAGCAAGCACCUCUUCUGCCGGAUCGACAAUUGCCCUCAAAGCGAGGCUACCGCCGCUGCACGCGCAAAGUCCGCCGACCAGCCCCUGACCGGCGGCUUCUCCAGCAAGAAGGACCGCGCCCGCCACGAGGCCAAGCACAAUCCAGGCAUCAAAUGUGAGUGGCACGGGGCCGACGGCGAAGAGUGCUCCCGCGUCUUCUCCCGCAUGGAUAACAUGAAGGACCACGUCCGGCGCAUUCACAACAAGGGCCAGGCCCAACCCCAACAGCUGCAACAGCAGCAACAACAACCAAAACCAACCCAGGCGCAACGCUCAAAUCGAAAGUGAGUUGGCCUCGGGAAACCCACCCUACACAAGAUGGGUUGUCUUGCGCGCUGCACGUUUAGAAUUUUUGUCGGCCUUGCAAGAAAGACUGCGAAUUGUCUCAACUCUACGUUUUGUCUACGUUACGACCAAUCAUCACUAUUGAUAUCUUACGAUUUUCCUAUCCAUCGUUAUUGGGAAAGAAGGGCGGCGGGCGGCUUUUCUCCUUUCGGAGGUACAAAACUGGACGAACUUUACGGGUUCUAUGUGAUCAUAUUUUAAUGCCAUCCUCCCACCUUCUUUGACACACUGAAAUGUGCUGAGCAGUGUGGUGUGGGAGGACGCUGGGCAGAGGGAGGGAGGACCUUGGGCAGGACAGGGCGUGCCUGGAGCAUGGUGUUUACUAUUAGUCGUUUUGAUACCAGGAAGUCUUCGACGAGAACAGU
Molecule: messenger RNA, 2149 nt
Organism: Exophiala viscosa
Lineage: Eukaryota; Fungi; Ascomycota; Eurotiomycetes; Chaetothyriales; Herpotrichiellaceae
Exons: 1
Coding region: 465-1727 (420 amino acids)
Source: RefSeq, a predicted model, not a curated record